Molecule: messenger RNA, 705 nt
Organism: Pocillopora meandrina
Lineage: Eukaryota; Metazoa; Cnidaria; Anthozoa; Scleractinia; Pocilloporidae
Source: the annotation of a GenBank genome assembly
AUGGGUGGGCAUCAACAACUAUCAAUUUUUUUCUUGGCAGUUUACAUUCUCCUCUCCAUCACAGCAUUUGCUGGGAAUUCUCUCAUCCUUGUUGCCCUUUAUAAAGAAUCUUCCCUACAUCCGCCGUCCAAACUCCUGUAUCGUUGUCUGGCGACCACUGAUCUGUUGGUUGGUCUUGUUGCCCAGCCUCUCUAUGCUACAUAUUGGAUGUCCGUGUUUCAAGAACAUUGGAGCCGUUGUCGAUACGCCAGGGAUGCAGGCUACGUCACAAGCUAUGUAUUGAUUUUAGUGUCUUUGAUGACCAUGACGGCCAUAAGCGUGGACAGACUUCUCGCCCUGUUGUUGGGGCUGAGAUACAAACAAAUUGUAACUUUGAAGCGCACGUAUAUUAUUGUAACUACCUUUUGGGUUUUUAACAUUGUCGCCUCUUUAUGUGGAAUUUUUUAUCCUAGUAUAAUCUAUUUGUACAGCUCCCUAGUUUCACCAUUUUGCCUGGUAAUAUCCUUCGCAUCGUACACAAAGAUUUUUUUGCACUCUCAGAAAUCAUCAAGCACAAGUACGAGAUCAACAACAGUCGAGCCAAACAAAUGCACUGAACAUGGCACGAUUCAGAAAGGCAGUGGACAGUGCACUGUGGGUGCAGUUAGCAUUAGUUGUUUGUUAUGCGCCAAUGUAUACAGUGGAAAUUGUGGUCACUCGCACUAA